AGUCAACGUUUUCCAGUACUUCCGAGAAGUACAUCCCGUUUUGCAUGAGCUAUGUCACGCGCAUGAUCGUCUUACUGUAAAAACUCACAUUAAAGUAUAUGGACCAUGACUAUCCUCCGGAGCCUUGCCGUAAGAACUUUUUCGUCUGCUCGAAGUUUGCGUGCUCUCAGUCCACAACUGGUUGAAGCUCCUGGCACUUUAUCCCGUGCUAUUGGGAGGGAUAAGGCACUCAUGCAGUGCAAUCGUAUGCUAACCCGCAGCUUCUGCUCCACCGAAGCGCCGGGUUCUAAGUCACAAGAGGUGGACCUUAAUCGCCUGGAUGGUGAAAACAAGGGUAUAGUGGAGGUACUGAUGUGUCGUGAGAGGGCACGGAACUCCUUGGGCCGUGUGUUUGUGAGUCAGAUGAGAGAUCUGGUGUCCGUGCUGCACCAUGAUUCAGCUGUUCGUGUUGUGGUCUUUAGGAGUAUGAUACCUGGGGUCUUCUGUGCAGGGGCAGACCUAAAGGAAAGAGCCCAGAUGACCAACGCAGAGGCUGAGCUGUUUGUAUAUGGUCUACGUUCACUCAUGAAUGAGAUAGCCGCACUGCCUAUGCCAACCAUUGCAGCAGUGGACGGCUUUGCUCUGGGGGGUGGGCUGGAGUUGGCCUUGGCGUGUGACCUUCGCACAGCGGCUCACACAGCGCAGAUGGGCUUGAUUGAGACUACACGAGGACUGCUCCCAGGGGCAGGUGGCAGCCAGAGGUUGCCAAGGGCAGUGGGCUUUGCUGUUGCCAAGGAGCUGAUCUUCACAGGGCGUCGUAUAGGGGGUGAGCAAGCUCUUGAGCUGGGACUGGUCAACCGAGCUGUGCCACAGAAUCAGGCUGGAGAUGCAGCUCACAAGGAGGCCCUAGGCCUAGCCAGAGAGAUUCUGCCUCAGGCUCCGAUUGCAGUGCGGAUGGCUAAAGAAGCGAUGAAUCGUGGGAUUGAGGUGGACAUUGCCUCGGGGAUGGCUAUUGAGGGCAUGUGUUAUGCCAGGGUCAUUCCAACAAGAGACAGACAGGAGGGGAUGGCUGCAUUUAUAGAGAAGAGGCCUCCAAGAUACACUGGAGAAUGAAUAUACACAUGCAAAACAUUCCAGUUUUUAACCGGUGACAAAGGCUUUGCUUACAUAAAUGCUGCACGAUUCCAGAUGAUCCGGCUGUUUUUUUUUUUUUUUGGGGGUUUUUUUUUACAAACUCCCUAAAAUAGCUUGGUGCUUAUUCAGGCCUUAUGGAACUCCCAGAUAACUAUCAGAAAAUGGGACUGUGAUGAAAUAAACGCGCUCAAAUAUACCAUUGUAUGGAGGUUCAUAAACAACCAAUUUAUUAAAAUUCAUUCUGAAUGAGAUAAUGUAUCAAAUAAAUUACAGCUGUAUGUAUUGGUUGUGCAUAAUAAAUAUAUGAACUUGACUGUUUUAAUA
Molecule: messenger RNA, 1437 nt
Organism: Chanos chanos (milkfish)
Lineage: Eukaryota; Metazoa; Chordata; Actinopteri; Gonorynchiformes; Chanidae
Gene: echdc2
Product: enoyl CoA hydratase domain containing 2
Exons: 9
Coding region: 106-1092 (328 amino acids)
Biological process (GO): fatty acid beta-oxidation
Cellular component (GO): mitochondrion
Molecular function (GO): catalytic activity
Source: RefSeq, a predicted model, not a curated record